Antrostomus carolinensis (chuck-will's-widow) is the source of this 1218-nucleotide messenger RNA. RefSeq names its product amyloid-beta A4 precursor protein-binding family A member 1. Gene Ontology annotation, biological process: chemical synaptic transmission. The annotation marks the transcript as partial. Gene Ontology annotation, cellular component: cytoplasm; plasma membrane; dendritic spine. The record is from RefSeq and is a predicted model, not a curated record. The transcript is spliced from 10 exons. Gene Ontology annotation, molecular function: protein binding; amyloid-beta binding. NCBI's taxonomy places the organism in Eukaryota, Metazoa, Chordata, Aves, Caprimulgiformes, Caprimulgidae.
UCCAGAAAAAGCUUGGCUUCAUUUCCAACCUAUGUUGAAGUUCCUGGACCUUGUGAUCCUGAAGACUUAAUUGAUGGAAUCAUUUUUGCUGCCAAUUACCUUGGCUCAACUCAGCUCCUUUCUGAUAAAACUCCUUCCAAGAAUGUGAGAAUGAUGCAGGCUCAGGAAGCUGUCAGCAGGAUCAAGAUGGCCCAGAAAUUAGCCAAAAGCAGGAAGAAGGCUCCAGAAGGUGAAUCUCAACCCAUGACUGAAGUGGACCUCUUCAUUUCUACACAGAGAAUAAAAGUACUGAAUGCAGACACACAGGAAACCAUGAUGGAUCAUCCACUGCGGACCAUUUCUUACAUUGCAGAUAUAGGAAAUAUAGUUGUUUUGAUGGCUCGUAGGCGAAUGCCACGGUCUAACUCCCAGGAUAAUGUGGAAGCAUCUCACCCUUCCCAAGAUGGAAAGAGGCAGUACAAAAUGAUUUGCCAUGUCUUUGAAUCUGAGGAUGCACAGCUGAUUGCACAGUCCAUAGGUCAAGCAUUUAGUGUGGCCUACCAGGAAUUUCUGAGGGCAAACGGAAUCAACCCAGAAGACCUUAGCCAGAAGGAGUAUAGUGACUUGCUCAAUACCCAGGACAUGUACAACGAUGACCUGAUUCACUUCUCCAAAUCUGAAAACUGCAAAGAUGUUUACAUUGAAAAGCAAAAGGGAGAAAUCCUAGGUGUAGUGAUUGUGGAGUCUGGCUGGGGAUCCAUUUUGCCUACAGUUAUCAUAGCCAACAUGAUGCAUGGAGGACCAGCAGAGAAGUCUGGGAAGCUGAACAUAGGGGACCAGAUCAUGUCAAUCAAUGGGACCAGUUUGGUUGGUUUACCACUCUCAACGUGUCAGAGCAUUAUAAAGGGUUUGAAAAACCAGGCCCGGGUUAAACUGAACAUAGUUAGGUGUCCUCCAGUAACCACAGUCUUGAUCAGGAGACCAGACCUCAGAUAUCAGUUGGGCUUCAGUGUGCAGAAUGGGAUUAUCUGUAGCCUUAUGAGAGGAGGCAUAGCAGAGCGAGGAGGUGUGCGUGUCGGCCAUCGGAUCAUUGAAAUCAAUGGACAGAGUGUCGUAGCAACACCACAUGAGAAGAUUGUUCACAUUCUCUCAAAUGCUGUUGGUGAGAUUCAUAUGAAGACUAUGCCCGCUGCCAUGUACAGACUGUUGACUGCGCAAGAGCAACCAGUUUACAUCUAA